AUGGCUUCGCUCUUCACUGGGAGGGUCUUGGUUGUGAACAACGGUGCCCGGGACGAGCUGGACACGGACCGGGAGCUGGGCCGCAGUCUGGAGAACAAGGUGCUGCUGCUGUAUUUUGGGUCUGGGGAGUGCCCACGAUGCCAGGAGUUCUCGCCACUGCUCAGAGAUUUCUUUGUGAGACUCACAGAUGAAUUUUAUGUGGAAAGGGCUUCACAGCUGGUCCUGGUGUACGUGUCUCAGGAUGAGACGGAGGAAAAGCAAAUCAAGUUCCUGAAGACGAUGCCAAAGAGAUGGCUGUCCUUGCCUUUCGAGGAUGAGUUCAAAAGAGAGCUGGAGCUGAGGUUUGCAGUGUCUGAUGUACCUGCAGUGGUGGUGCUGAAGCCAAACGGGGAGGUGAUUGUUGGAAAUGCUGUGGAAGAGAUUAGGCGCAUGGGUCCUGCCUGCUUCAGGAACUGGCAGGAGGCUGCUGAGCUAGUAGAUAGAAACUUCCUCUUGGCAGAGGACUUUGAUUACCUGGCUAGAAGAAGCAUCACUGACCCCAUCCGCCGCCUCAAAUACAAACUGAACAAGAAGACAAAGAAUGAAGAAAAGAAAGAGGAAGGUGAAGAGUCUCGUUAGGGGCUCACGAGGUUGCAGCUGCUACGCUGAUGUGGCUUGGGACUUCCCUCAGAUGACUAUCUCAGCCUGGCUGCGUGCAGUCUCAGGAACACAAGUCUAUUUAUCUAAUUUUUGCAUCCCUAAGAUUUACUGUGAUCGUGGUGAUAGCUGCAGAACCCUUAGCAAGAGUCAGCAUAUGAGUGGGGAGAUGAGGCAGACAACUGGGCUUUACAGAUGUGUCCAGUAACAUCUAUCUGUAUCUUAAAAGUCUGCCAGUUUUCUGAAAGGAAAAUUGUUCUGAGACAAAUGCAUCCUACUGUCACACACAGUUUUUGGUACCUAGAAAAUUGGUUAGCAUAUCAAGGGCAUUUGGAACCUGGCCAAAUCACAUUUCAUUUUUAUGACUCCAGGACCCUUACAUUUACUGUAGUAAAAAAUCUCACGGUAAAGUCUUUGUUGUUCAUUUACUAAAAACAGUAGAAGAAAAGCAACUACUAGAGAGCAGCAUUCAGUGAAUGAGUCAGUAAAAACAAUUUUAAAAGAAGGGAUCUGCAUUAAAAAAACCCAAAACCAGCAUGUCCAUGGGCUGCUAUGAAGACACUGAGAAGCUAUAGCAAACAACAGUGAGAACACAAUCCCUGUGAUAAGCCAAUGUCUUCUUUUUUGGAGACAGAAAGAUACCCAUGGGCUAAGUGAGCAAGUCCUGAGAAAGCUCUUGUGUUGCUGCUAAUAUACUGCUGCAAGUUUACAUUCCAACCAGGUUCAUUUGAGAGGUAAUGAACAGGUUGUUUCACGACUAGCAAUACGACACUCAGCGGCUGCCCCAGUGACCUGCCUCUGCCCUGCAAACCUCUUCCUUUUCUCUGCUAAUGGCGGUUGCCAUCUGCUGCUGAAAAGCAUCAAGUGCUGAGCACAGUAGCAGGGAACCCAGGUCCCUUUUCCGGAGAGGAGCUCCAGCCUUGUUAGAAAGCGUUUAACUAGGCACAACCUCAAGAAAGCUUCCUUCAAGAAAUCCCUCCUUUACUCCACUGAAGAAAUUCCUGAGCAUAGAUAUUCAUAACUGUACGGCUGGCAGGCCUGAGUCAGGUCAAAGACCCGUCUGUCCUCACCUACCAUUGCAAGCGCUAGGUGGGUAAGGAAAACUGUAAGGCCAGGACACAUCUUAAGUAAGCAGCUCUCUGCCUCACCCUUCCAGUUUAAACUGAUUUGUAUGAAGCCAACUAAGAUGAUAUUUUUACACCUUUGGGAGCGUACAAAAACUUGGUUACAGAGUCUGCAGACUGGAGAUGGAGGCAUCUCCAGUAACUAAGGAGUUUGAAAAGCAGUAAGCCUGUGAAAGACCAAAGAAUAAUUCAUUUGCUCAUUUCUGGUCCCUUGUUCUUAAUAAUAUCACUGGUGGGAGGAGGCGCUGAGGAUUUAAAAAACUUUAUUGGAUACGUGAAGGAUCUGAGAACAGAUGUGUGUGUUGAAGACAGACAGAGAAGCAGUGCCAGGCCAGCUUGUUCAACUUGUUUUCUCACUUAAUCCUCCCUCUCUUUGCCCAGCAAGCUUGACAGGUGGAAGAGGGAAGAAGGAGAAUAUUAAACCAAUGAUUGUGAGGAACCAUCAAGAGCCCUGGCUAUCUGGCUUGGUUUGUAAAAGACUGGUACCUGCAGGUGUAGUAUAUGUCUGACAGACAAAGAUUCCCAUGGGCGGGGGGGGGGGGGGGACCUGACAGAUUAAUCUCUCAUGUUUCACAUGAAGAAAGUAUAACCAGCUCACUUGUUAUCAGUCUGUGACAGAGAAUCUGAGAAAAUAAAUGAGAAAGAAAAAUGGACGAAGGGAUCCUGGAAGAGCCAUAUGAGCAGCAAGAAGGCCGCGUCCUUCAAGAUGCUCCCUGUAUUUUGUAUGGCACGCUGACACUGAGCAAAGAGAUAGAAAUAAAACCUUUCUUUCAGAUGACAUAUCUGCUGGAUGAGUAAAACUAUACUGUCAGAUUGUCAUUAAUAAAACGUUAUUCCAUUUACCUAGGGCAAUGCUCAACAGUUAAUACAACAGACUGUUACAACAGUAUUUAAAAAAACAAGUUCUAAAUCACAAAUCAGGAGCCUGAGGAAAUGCCAGUGUGGGAGGGAGGCAAAGGACAAUGCUUUUAUCUGUAAAAGCUGUCCAUUUUAGUGUUAAAACUAUUAAUAGGCAGUCAGGUGCCGCUUCUCACCCUCAUGGACCUUUGACAUUAGUAAAAGGACCACUUGACUUUUUGUUAAUUAUAUUAAUAUGGAAUUGUCCUGUCCUGUCCAUUUUUACCCACCACAUUUUGCUGUGCUCAAAACAGAAAGUUACUCUUUUGUUGGUUAUUGUGUGACAGAGCAACAGGCCGAGCAACAGGCGCUGAGCAAUUGUGAAAAGUGAAACAGCUACCAAUGGAAAGUGCUGCUGUGCUAACAUAAUAAACAAACUCUUUAUUUCCUC
Dromaius novaehollandiae (emu) is the source of this 3048-nucleotide messenger RNA. RefSeq names its product nucleoredoxin like 1 (gene NXNL1). Gene Ontology annotation, cellular component: mitochondrion. The transcript has 2 exons. Gene Ontology annotation, biological process: photoreceptor cell maintenance. The coding region runs from base 1 to 618 and encodes 205 amino acids. The record is from RefSeq and is a predicted model, not a curated record. NCBI's taxonomy places the organism in Eukaryota, Metazoa, Chordata, Aves, Casuariiformes, Dromaiidae.